AUGCUGCCGGAGGAAGGGGCACGCAGGAAGUACUCCACAAAGCCAAGGGCACCUGCCGGCUCUGUGGGGAGGAGGCGCUCGUGUCAGCGGCCUGAGUCCUGCGGCCAAGUCAGGCAGGGGCGGGCCAAGGGUCCGGGCCUCACGAGGGUCUCCCUGGUCGGGGCAGAAGACUACGGACAGUGCCCCGCUGAAGCCCGACGGGUCAGCAGCACGGCCCUCCCCACCAAAAACCUACCGGCUCACUUCGGCCUGGCUGCCUCCAUCUUGCGCCGCGCUCAGCCCUUUGGGAAACCGAGUCCCCCGCUGGCCGAGAGCCGUUUCUCCUACGCCUGA
This is a messenger RNA of Rangifer tarandus platyrhynchus (Svalbard reindeer), 333 nucleotides long. The record is from the annotation of a GenBank genome assembly. Lineage: Eukaryota; Metazoa; Chordata; Mammalia; Artiodactyla; Cervidae.